This is a messenger RNA of Olea europaea var. sylvestris, 378 nucleotides long. Its product is annotated as DNA-directed RNA polymerases II, IV and V subunit 8B-like. Bases 1 to 378 code for a protein of 125 amino acids. Gene Ontology annotation, biological process: DNA-templated transcription. Lineage: Eukaryota; Viridiplantae; Streptophyta; Magnoliopsida; Lamiales; Oleaceae. Gene Ontology annotation, cellular component: RNA polymerase II, core complex; RNA polymerase III complex; RNA polymerase I complex. Gene Ontology annotation, molecular function: DNA-directed RNA polymerase activity. The transcript is spliced from 4 exons. The record is from RefSeq and is a predicted model, not a curated record.
AUGGCUGAAUUCCACUUUGAUGAAAUAAUCAAGGUCAUUAAUAUAGACGAGAAAAGAUAUGAAAAGGCUUCGUGCAUAGAAGCCCAGACUGAAGAUAAAGACGUGCAUCUGGAACUGGAUGUGCAUACUGAGCUAUAUCAUAUGGUAUCCCAGACUCUCAGUUUAGACGGUUCGGCUGUUACUGGGUACAUUCCUGAGAAAUCACUUGCGGAUAAAUUUGAGUAUGUCAUGCAUGGGUUGCUGUAUAAGAUGUCAGAAGAUAAAGAAAAAAAAAAUGAUGAAAGCAACGUUUCUCUUCCUUUUCUCUUUUAUGAUGACAACAAGGUGGUAUAUAUUUCAUUUGGAGGGCUUCAGCUAAUGAUAAAGGAAAAUGCAUAA